AUGGCGGCACUGAGCAUUGAAAAAGACUUCGGGGUUCCAAACAGAAAGAGACUGAUAAUCAAGUCUGGUAUAACUGUUCCUAAUGCAGAAACAGAAACAGAAAUAGUGAAGAGGAAGAUUGAUCAUCAUCAUCAUCGUCAAGAUUCCAAGUCGAUCAAGAACUCUGAUUAUCGAGAAAGCGUUAGGAAACUGUUGGCAGAGGCCUUUUCAAGAGUAUCAUCUGAAACUGACGAGAGCAUAUCACCAGCUUUUGACCCAGUUGAAGUGGCUGCUGCAGUAGAGUCUGCGAUGUACGAAAGAAUUGGGUGGUCUAACCCAAUCAAGAAGGCUAAGUAUCGAUCAGUCUUGUUCAAUCUCAAAGACCCAAAGAACCCGGAUUUGAGGCGAAAGGUUGUUCUUGGAGAGAUCAAGGCGGAGACCCUUGUAACCAUGAGUGCCGAAGAGAUGGCCAGCGAGAAAAGGCAGCGUGAGAACAUUCAGAUAAAGUUGAAAAAGUUGAAGAGAUGUGUGCAUGAUGCUGAUGAAGAAGAUAAGGCCACCACUGACAUGUUUCAGUGCAGCCGGUGCCGCGAGCGCAAGUGCACCUACUACCAGUUGCAGACCCGGAGUGCCGAUGAGCCCAUGACAACUUAUAUCACUUGCGUCAAAUGCAACAAACGCUGGAAGGUCUAA
Molecule: messenger RNA, 672 nt
Organism: Quercus lobata
Lineage: Eukaryota; Viridiplantae; Streptophyta; Magnoliopsida; Fagales; Fagaceae
Product: transcription elongation factor TFIIS-like
Exons: 1
Coding region: 1-672 (223 amino acids)
Biological process (GO): DNA-templated transcription
Cellular component (GO): nucleus
Molecular function (GO): nucleic acid binding; zinc ion binding
Source: RefSeq, a predicted model, not a curated record